Messenger RNA from Chondrus crispus (carragheen), 573 nucleotides. RefSeq lists its product as hypothetical. The coding region runs from base 1 to 486 and encodes 161 amino acids. Gene Ontology annotation, molecular function: 4-hydroxy-tetrahydrodipicolinate synthase activity. Gene Ontology annotation, cellular component: cytosol. Lineage: Eukaryota; Rhodophyta; Florideophyceae; Gigartinales; Gigartinaceae. The transcript is spliced from 2 exons. The record is from RefSeq and is a predicted model, not a curated record.
AUGUUGUACAACGUGCCCAGCAGAACUGGUGUCAACAUGUCCCCAGAGAUUAUUAUCAGACUUGCAGAUUUGGACAAUAUCGUCAGCCUCAAGCAAGCCACAAGCGACUUAGACCAGUUCGUUGAAAUCAGGAAGAGUACGUCCAGUGAUUUUCAUAUAUAUGCAGGUGAUGAUGCUGUCACGCUUCCUUUCUUAUCACUAGGCGCCACGGGUGUGGUCUCUGUCGCCAGCCACUUCAUCGGGAAUCAGCUCCAGGACAUGGUCACAAAAUACGCUGCAGGAGAUGUAACCGGAGCUACCGAAAUACAUCUCAAAUAUUCGAAAUUGUUUAACGAUCUCUUCAUCAUGACUAACCCCAUUCCGACCAAGACGGCCUUGAGAUUACAAGGUUGGAGUGUCGGGGGACCACGUCUGCCAUUGAUAGAUGCAACCCCAGAUGUAGAGGCCAGGCUAGCCCAAUUACUCGAGGAACUGAAUCUGCUGUAACUGCUGCGCUCGACUCGGACCGUUUUCUUCCAUGCACAUUAAAAAGGGACCUGACACCAACAUCGGUGGAGGUUUGAUAGAGUGCAA